CACAGAGAAGCGGGAAAUCCCCGGCCUGUGUCACUGUCAGCGACCGGUGGGGAAAGCUUCCGAAGGCUCUGCUCCAGCCGUUGACUGCAACGCCUCUGGCGGAGCCAGGGACCUUCCGCUUGAGUUCGCGAAUCCACAAUAACCCCAAAUAAAACCAUUGUGUUCACGUUAAAAAAAAAUCCAGCAAGAAUGAUCCAUCGUCUUGUUUCGAGAGCCGGAAGGGAAGUAUGUGAGACUGACAGGAAGUCUUAAAAGAAGACGCUUGGAAUCCAGGAAAGGUACUGUGAUGACAGUGGUCUUCUUAAAGAUGUGGAAACCUCAGAUUGAAGCAGGGAGAGGUUAAAAAUUUCUGCCAAUGCCCCUGCCAGCGGAUCUGCACAGGAUCUAAGGACAUGGCCGGGGGUUCCAUCCAGGUAAUUGAUCAUUCCACACCCGGGGAAGUUCAAUUCAUAGUCGAGUGAGUGGUCAUGAAUAACCAAGAGGUGGUAGCACUCCUACAGGAGUGCAAGCAGGCCCUUGAUGCACCCCCAUCGGAACCGUCAGAAGAAGACAAGACAGAGUACCAGCAGUGCGAAGCUUCACUCUCUGCUGAUCUGAGGACCCUGCUGGAACAGGCAAAGGAAAUGAAGUGGCCCUUUGUACCAGAGAGGUGGCAAUACAAACAAGAAGUAUGCCCAGAAGACAAAACAAACCUAAAAGAUAUCAUCAGCGAGAAGCUGCCCGAUCUGUUGGUCCUUUUGAAAGCUUCUGUCUCAGUUGGUGACUACGCUUCAGCAGCUGCCACAGUCUUCUUGAUUGACAGGUUUCUAUACUGGGUCGAUGCAUCCAGCAAACUUCUGCAGGUUGCCAAGGGCUUGCACAAGCGUCGCAUGGAAAUACCAAUCGCGCCACAGGUGGUUAUUCGCCAGGCCCGAGUCUCUGUAAAUUCAGGUAAACUUCUGAAAGCUGAAUAUAUCCUGAGCAGCCUGAUAAAUAAUGUUGGGGCAACAGGUACUUGGGUCUAUGAGAAAAAGAGCGAUCGUACACUGGUACAAGCUGUCAGCGUUCAAAUAAGGGGACAGAUUCUACAAAAGCUUGGGCUGUGGUAUGAAGCUGCGGAGUUGAUCUGGGCUUCCAUUCUGGGAUUUUAUGAGCUUCCUCAACCAGAUAAAAAGGGAAUUUCCACAUCAUUGGGCAUUUUGGCUGACCUGCUGGUUUCAAUGAGUGAUGAGGAUUACUACCGCUUUAAGAAGGACCCUCAGAUGGACCUGAUCCUGGUUGAGGAAUGCACUGAUCGACUCUUGUCAGCUGCUGAAGCAGGCAAACUGGCAGCUGUGCUCAGUCAAUACAACCCACUCUUCGUGCUGACAAACCUGAACAUCUAUGGAACAUGUCUCCUUUCUUAUAGUUUUAAGGGGAAAGAUUCAAAGAACGAAAGUCAGUUCUACCUUUUACAAGCAAAAGAGGCUUUUGAAAUAGGGCUCCUUACGAAGGGAGAUUGUGACGUUAUAACAAGUAAACAGGAACUGCAUGGAUUUGUUAAAGCAGCAUUCUCUCUUACAACUGUGCACAAGUGGCUCACAGGUAACAAUGAAAUCCUUAUGAAGGCAAGACAAUUGUGUAAAGAAGCAAUGAAAAAAUUAUACCUGUACAGUACUCAGAACCAGGAAACUUUGGCUCAGGAAAUCAUGGAGCUGAUCAGCCAAAUCAAAGUUUCUUUGCAAAUAAAAGAUCUCUGCAAUUCUGAUAGUAAGUCUUAUGUCCCAGACCACUAUAAACAUUACUGGGAUAAGCCAAUAGUGAAAGGAAGGAUGGCCUUUGAUAAAAUCCUAGAAAGGCACAAACAAUAUCACAGAACAAUAUGCACAGUGUUUGAAGGUAGUUGUAGAAGACAACAAAAUAGCAGUGGGGUCUCAAAAUAUAGCUGUAUAACUGCUUUUAAGACGGAAACCAAAGAGCUUGAUACUGCUGAUGCCAAAGCAAGCAUCCCUCAUCAAUGUGAUCUUGAUUUCCCUCAUCAUUCUGUACCUAAAGAGACAAAAGCAAUGCAAAAGAAUCAAGAGUUGCGGAACAGGAGCGAUGAAUUAGCGAAUGUGACCAAAUUAGAGAACCAAUAUGCAGGCCCUUUGAAAGACAACAGGGUGUUGCAUGUAAACUCAAGGAAUGACCAACCACACGUUGUAACAGCCACUGAUAAAAACUUGGAUGAUGUAACCUCUGAGGGCAAGGGCAAUGCCAAUAAAAGAUGCACGGACCAUCUGAGUGACAGCCAUGGCUCCAGCUCCUCCUCAAAAUCCUGGCUGAAAACAUCUGGGUCAGGAUUAUCCGACAGCUGGGAGGAAGUGAUCAGCAGCAAAGGCAGUGGAUUCCCCCAGAGCAGAAGUAAACACUGUUUGCUGUCCAUGGACACGGAAUGCUCAACAGUUUUAACUGAUGAAAUCAGAGAGCAUCAGCAGGGUGAUCACAAUACAGAGAAUGAAGAUUGUAAGAACAGUACUGCACCAUCUGCCAUUCCAUCAGAACAUCCAUUGUCUCAAACAUAUAAACAGCUUAGAGAUUCAGAUAUUAAUUGUACUCCAGGUAAUAUGGGGACAAAAAUUCCUUCAGCUUUAUCUUCAGAGGAACACGGGUCUUUCAAGAUGGCUGGCCCUGAUAGAAAGACUGUUGAUGACAGUGCAGAGGACCACAAACCAGAUACUUGUAUAGAGACCCGCAGGCAUGAUCAGACUUGUAGAGCUACUUGCCAAACCUCGACAACUCAUUCAGAUUCAGUGAACAUUAGGAAAGUUGCCAGGUCCUCUUCAGUAGAGAGUGGCUCAUUUGAGAUGAUUGACACUGAGGCAGAUACUGUUGAUGACAAUGAAAAGGAUAAUAAGACAAACAAUUUUAUAGGGUCCCCUGGAUGUGCCCAAAAUCCUCAUUCUUCCUCAGAUCCUACUUGUAAAACCGUAAUAACUCAUUCAGAUUCACUGAACAUUAGGAAAGUUACCUCAGCUUCUUCAGGAGAGAGUAACUCGUUUGAGAUGAUUGACAUUGAUGCAGAAACUGUUGAUGACAUUCAGAAUGAUAUGGAUGAUUUUCAUCUGGGCACAAGUGAAAAUAGCCUUGGAAAAUCCUGUUAUUCUCAGCCACAUUCAAAUGCUGCGAAGCCUGUCGUAAUUGACAGCGAUAAUUCAGGGAACUUUAUAAAGACAAGCCCGUCUUUAUCAGAAAAAAAGGAAUCAAUUGAAUUGAUAUUAGUUGACCCGACAGCGGAGACGGCUGAUGGAACAGAAGAAAGUAAUUAUUUUCCAAUUCCUAAAGGAGUUUCUGAAAGUCUGCAUGCAGAUGAAAACAAGAAACAUGAGACACAUCAUCAUGACGCAAUGCAAGUGAAGAAUUGCUCUGCUCAAUCUGUGUUACCUAUCAAGGGAUCGGACAAAGACUACAGCAAGGCAUCACCAACAGCCGGUGAAAAUGCUGACAGCGUCACAAGUAACCAGACUCUGAACAACAGCCUCAACUCCAGCUCUUCCUUCAGAUCGUGGUGCAAGUCACUUAUUCCAAGCAGUGGUUCCAACCUUAAUUACAUAAGUUCAUCGCUGACUUCAAGCAGCAGUUCCUUUGUGCUACUUUCCAAAAAGAGGCAGACCUUUAACAGACGUGUUAUAACUGAUGAAGAUUAUAAGAUGUUGUUUGCAGGUGUAACCCACGAGUGGCUUCUGGAGAGAAUUACUGGCACUGGAGUAUUUUACCCUCACAAACUAAAAGACACUUGUAGUGGUCUACAAUUUAAAUAUAACAAAAAAACUAACACUUGGACAGCCCAAGAAACUCUGGUUUAUAUUGGGAAGCCUUUAGCUGUGGAAAAGGCAGGUGCCCAGAGGACUGCUUUGGAGAUCCGCUUUCUGCAUCAGGAAGAAAUAUUGGGCAGAUAUGUUGGAAAACAGUAUAAAAGAACAAAAGAGCUUUCCUACCACUUCAAUGAUGUUGAGCGGCAAAUGACUGCACAACACUACGUGACAGAAUUCAACAAAAGGUUAUACGAGCAGCAAGUUCCAACACAAAUAUAUUAUAUUCCAGCCUCAGUUCUCUUGCUUUUAGAAGAUGACCAAAUUGUGGGCUGUGUAAGCGUAGAGCCGUACAUGCUUGGAAAAUUCAUAAAACUAACCAACAACACAAAGGCUGUUCACAAAGAAUAUGAAGCAACAAUGUAUGGACUUGCAUUUGGACAUUUUACCUACGAGUUUUCAAACCAAGAAGAAAUAGUAGUUGAUUUACAAGGCUGGAUCACUGGAGAUGGCAAAGGUAUUAUAUACCUAACAGAUCCUCAGAUUCACUCAGUGAAAAAGCACCGAGGGGGAUCUAACUUUGCAGACAAAGGCAUCGGAUACUUCCUCAACUGCCAGCACAGGGAAUGCAAUGAGAUUUGCCACAUCCUCACUUUGAAGAAUCCAGUCAGGGAGAGCCUGGAAGAAAUAUCUUCAGCAUAGUUUUGUGAUCUUGAGAAGUAUAUUUGCAUUUGUCAGGAUCGUUUCUCGUCCUUAUUGGUGCAGAAGAUGAUCAUUACACAGCUCUGGUAACCCACAUAGCAUUAUUCCAGCAAUAGCAUCAAGAUUAUCCUUGUUGGUAGCUGCUGGUGCUGACCCUGACUCAGGAUGUGGGGUGUAGCUGGUGAACGUCUGUGAAGGCAAGGCCAUAUUAUACCAAAUUACGGCAGGGAAAAGUUCAACUUUCAUUGCUUGCACUACACACAGUCAAGACUAUGGAAAGGUACUGAAUGCUCUCCAUAUCUUGCUGCAUUUGGGUAUGGAAAAUAUUUUUAUUUGAGAUUUCACUUCCCUCUUUCUCCAUCUCUUCCCUUUUUCUCCACAUUCCCGAUUCUUUCCCUUUCCUCUCUUUUUCUCCUCUUACCCUCUCACCAUGUUUCUUUCUGUCUCUCCCUCUUUCUUUCUUAUUCUCUCUCUAUCUCUCCCACUCCUGUUUUUUGCUCUCUCUCAUAUUUCUUUCAUUUACCCUCUUCUUCCUCUUGUCCUUUCUCUGACCCCUCUCCCUCUUAUAAGGACAUACAAAAUAGGAGGAAGCCAUUCUGCCCCUCAGACCUACUCUAUCCAGCAACAUCAUGGUGUUGAAAUCGAACACCAUUUUCCUGCUCUAUCCCCAUAUCCCUUCAUUCCUCUAAUAUCCAGAAAUCUAUCAAUCUCUGUAUCAAAUACAAUCAAUGACAGAGCCUUGAGGUAGAAAAUUCUUAGCUGAGUGAUGAAAUUUCUCCUCAUUUCAGUUCUAUGUGACCUACCUCUUAUUUUCAGAUUGGUUCUAGCCUCUUCAGUCAGAAGAAAAAUUCUCUCCAUAUCCUUUUCCAUCUCCCUAACCGUUUUCUAUGUUCCAAUUAGGUCACCUCUCAUUUGUCUCAACUGUAGAGAAUAAAGGCCUAGUCUACUGAAUUUUUCUUCAUAUGACACAGCAGCCAUCCCAAGAACCAGUCUGAUGAAUCUUCACUCUACCCCCUCUAUUGCAAGCAUAUCCUCUUUUCUUUCAAUAGGUAAAGAGAUCAAAAUUGCACAUAAUAUGUCCGCUAUCAUCUCAAGAAAGCCCGACGUAAUUUUAGUAAGACAUCCUGACUUUUGUACUGAAACCCUCUUGCAAUAAAGAACAACAUUCUAUUUGCCCUUCAAACUGCCUGCUGUACUUACAUGUUAGCUUACAUUGGGUCUUGUACAAAGACAUCCAGGCCCCUUUGAACAUCAAUAUUUUCAGAUCUCUCACCAUUUAGAAAAUAAUAAGCGCUUCUAUAGUUUUCUACCAAAGUUGAAUACCUCAUGUUUUUUUCACAUUGUACUCCAUCUGCCAUGAUGUUGCCCCCUCAAGCAACUUGUCUCUAUCCUCUUGCAUCCUCAUCACUGCUCACAUCCCCAUCAUCGGCAAACCUGGAACUGUUACUCAAACAAUACAUCUAUAUAGAUCGUGAAUACAGUAAUUAGGGUCCAAGUACUGAUUCUUGUGGUACCCCACCAGUCACAGCUUGUGACGGACCCAUUUAUUCCUACUCUUUGUUUUCUAUCUGUUAACCAAUUGUCAAUCUACAUCAAUAUAUUACUUCUAGAUGUAUGUACUCUUAACUUUCUUCACCAACCUCUUGUUUGGGACGAUAUUGAAUGUCUUCAGAAAAUCCAAGAACACCAUACCACUGGUUCCCCCUCCAUCUACUGUACUGGAUACAGCCUCAAAAUUUUCCAAUAGAUUAAAGAGUAUUAUGAUUUCCUUUUCAUAAACCCAUGUUGAUUCACUUCAAUCACAUAGGUUGUGUGUCUUAUAUCAAAUCUUUUAUGAUACAUUAUGGUCCGCACAAAGUCUCUCCUCUUCAUCAUCUCUCUUUCAAACCUAGACCAAGCCUGGAUCCCUUACUCCUCUCUCCUUGCAACAUCUCACUCAAGAUAGGGUCAUACAGCAUGGAAACAGACCCUUUGGCCCAACUCAUCCAUGCCAACUGUGUUGCCCAUUGAGCUAGUCCCAUCUGCCCAUGUUUGGCCCAUAACCCUCUAAACCUCUUCUAUCCAUGGACUUACCUAAAUGGCUUUUAAAUGUUGCUAAUGUGCCUGCCGCAAGUACUAUUUCUGGCAGCUCAUUCCAAAUACGCACCACCCUUUGCUUGAAGAAGCUGCCCCUGAUGUCCCUUUUAAAUCUCUCAUCUCUGAUCUUAGACCUAUGUCCUCUUGUUUUUACCUUCCCCUCCCUGGGAAAAAGACUAUGCGCUUUCACCCUGUCUAUACCCCUCAUGAUCUUAUAUACCUCUGUCAGGUCACCCCUCAAUCUCCUAUGAUCCAGGAAAUAAAGUCCUAGUCUAUGCAUCCACUCCUUGUAACUCAGGCUCUCAAGUCCAGGCAACAUCCUGGUAAACCUUUUCUGUACACCUUCUAGUUUAAUAACAUCAAGAUGUUACUAACAUUGAGCAAAUGAAAUCAAGGAUAGGCAAGAGACCGAAUACAGAGCUCUGAGGAGUGGAGGUGGUUGCGGAAAUGGAUAUAGAGAUGGAUUCCAGCCACAUAUGAACACAAUGAGGAUUUUGAAUUAUCAAGGCAAAGCAUUUUCCAUUGAAAAUUAAAAGAGAAAUAUUUUCAGUUGGAUCAUCCAUUGGACAUUGGUUCUCUAUUAUUGUUUAACUGUAUAAAUGAAACCCCGACUUACCCAUGAUUAAUUGCAAUUAUCUCCUCUCACUCAGCAGCCCAAAUUACAGUAUAUUAGAUUAUGUUGUUAUGUUCUAAUAUUAAAUAUGUCAAUGAACACUGUUAUUCAUUAAAGUUUUUGCUGCAAAGUUAAUUUAAUAAAUUUUUCA
Messenger RNA from Pristis pectinata (smalltooth sawfish), 7291 nucleotides. It is a transcript of the gene alpk1, whose product is annotated as alpha-kinase 1. NCBI's taxonomy places the organism in Eukaryota, Metazoa, Chordata, Chondrichthyes, Rhinopristiformes, Pristidae. Gene Ontology annotation, biological process: protein phosphorylation. Gene Ontology annotation, molecular function: ATP binding; protein serine/threonine kinase activity. The transcript has 15 exons. The coding region runs from base 468 to 4451 and encodes 1327 amino acids. The record is from RefSeq and is a predicted model, not a curated record.